Messenger RNA from Exophiala oligosperma, 1017 nucleotides. Its product is annotated as magnesium-dependent phosphatase-1. Gene Ontology annotation, molecular function: acid phosphatase activity. Lineage: Eukaryota; Fungi; Ascomycota; Eurotiomycetes; Chaetothyriales; Herpotrichiellaceae. The record is from RefSeq and is a predicted model, not a curated record. The transcript has a single exon. The coding region runs from base 172 to 921 and encodes 249 amino acids.
CAGCCGCAACAACCCAAAUAUUUCUGGAUCUUUAUUCUGUAUUGUCAUUGAUUCUGGACGUUAGUGUCCCUCUCCUUCUCCUUCCAUCCUGUAUCCUCUACAGUCUACUUUGUUCUCUUCUGUUUUCUCAGUUGUUUUAUUCCUUCUCAUCGCCUAAAUCCUCCUCCGACAAUGCCUCGCUCCAAACAAAAGUCCCAAACAACCCUGCCUCCUCUCCCUCCCUCCGCCGCCGCUCCUUCGACAUUCACCGACUCCCUCCCGCUUCCCACCCUCAUCGUGUUCGACCUGGACUACACCUUGUGGCCGUUCUGGGUGGACACCCAUGUCUCUGCUCCCGUCAAACCAGCCAACCCCCACCCUCAACACAACACCCGCAUGCUCGACCGAUGGGGCGAAUCUUUUUCCUUUUACAAUGACGUUCCGUCAAUCCUGGCGGCCGGCAGAGACCGUGGCAUCACCUUGUCGUUGGCAAGUCGAACCCACGCUCCAGAUUUGGCCAUGGACAUGUUACGUGGUCUUCACGUUCCCUCCUCGACCACCACUACCACUGAUAUGUCCGGUAAUGACUCGACGAGAAAACUCCAAUCUACAAAACCACUUCGAGCCAUAGACUUUUUUACACAUUCCCAAAUUUACCCUGGAAGCAAGACCACACAUUUUCGUCGAAUACAAACCGCGACCGGUAAACAGAGCGGCGGGAGUAACGCCGUCCCUUACCAAGACAUGCUCUUUUUCGACGACGAAUCUCGAAAUCGAAACGUCGAGACAGAACUGGGAGUGACUUUUUGGUUGGUAAGGGACGGAGUGACAAAGGAAGAAGUAGACGCCGGCGUUUGGGAGUGGAGAAGGAGGAGAGGAAUAACCAAAAAGGACCUCCUGAAUCAGCAGGAUGUCGAAGAAGGAGAAGAAGGCGUUGUAUAGUAAAGUCACAGCUUUAACGAUUCGCAAGGUUUCUUCUGGGAUACGGAAGGAAAUACCAGACACACUAGACAGCAUUGGCAAAGAAUGAAGAAAUUC